GUGAGGUGUACCUAAGGAAGUACCCAAGCCGUCAAACACUGAGUGGAACUGAUAGGCAACAGGCAGAGAGACGCCUGAUUUGGAUCAAAUAAAUCUGCCAAGAUGUGGAAGAAGUCAAAGGUCACACAUCAGACAGCCACAGGCCAGGGAGCCGGCAUCAAGAAGAGGGCCAGGCUCGCAGGUGUCAUGAUUAUACAGUUUAUAGAGCAGCUUCCUGAGGGCAAAAGCACCCCAGAUUUCCUGCACAAACCCAUCUCUCUAACCAUUCAAGAGGGUAAAUCAGCCAUUUUCAAAGCCCGCGUGUGCGGGGACCCCAUACCCGAGGUGUCAUGGGGGAGAACUAAGGGGGAUAUGUCAGAUACAGAAAAAUGUCAAACCAAAUAUGAUGGAGCAACUGGUGAAUAUUCUUUAGAGAUUCCUAGGGUUUCUGAAGAGGAUAUAGACACUUACAAAUGCUAUGCUACCAAUAAAUAUGGCAGGGCUGUUUGCACUGCAGCACUGAAUGUGAUUGGAGAUUUUGUAUCUAGUAGAUGUCACCAUGUGUAUCUCCAUGUCAUCUGGCAGGAUAGUGUAAUGAUUCCAAAUACUGAGGAGGACAAUUUGAAGCACAGCGCCACAACGGUUGGAAAUGAGAUCAUAUUCAAAGAGGAUGCUGGGCUGUAUUCGGAGAGUGUUGAGAAGGCCAAUCCCUACUCAACAGACUUUAAGGUUCCCUCAAUGGACUUCCUUGUCAAAUUCCAUGAAGUGAAGGCCAAGGAGAGAGAGGAUGCUCUGUUUGAGUGUCUCCUGUCGCAUCCCUUCCCAAGAAUGAAAUGGAUGGGCAAAAAUGCCACUCUGCAGGAUGGAGAAAAAUACACUAUCACUGUUUCAGAAAACAAGCUUAUCCACAGACUGCUAAUUAAGGACUGUAGCCAGCUAGACAAGGGAAUCUACUCUGCUGCAGCAGGACUCAAGAUCUGCAGUGCUUGGCUGAUAGUGGAAGCUGACAGCGAUCCAGCUUUACGUGGUAGAAAGAAGGCCCGUAAAACGACCCAAGCUGGUGGAUCAGGUUUGGAUCUGGAAAAACUGGCCCAAGAGCAGGAGGCCAAACUGGCACUGGAGAGGAAGGACUGGAUUGAAGCAGCAAACAAGGCCAGAAAGGAGGGGGUAGCCCAAAAGGCACUCCUGGCCACCUCUCCUCUUGACAUCGGAGAUAAAAACAGUGGGGAAGGCAAUGAAUCCGGGAGGAAAAAUAACAAGUCUAAAGGUGGAUCAAAGAAAUCCAAAGCUGGUGGGAACUUAGUUAAUGUCAAGGAAGGCACUGAAAUGGAUGGAGAUCCCAAUGCAAGAAGUGGGACAGGAGAACCUGAGGAGUACAUUGCUGCCUCUGAGAACAGUUUUGGUCACGCAAGGCAAGGCCAACUGCUGAAAGACACACUGAUUGAUAAAGGAAUUCAGUAUGUAAGUGGGUUGUCAAACACCAAUGCAGUCAUCGGCCAGCCUGCUGAACUCAUGUGUAAACUGAGCAAAGAUAAUUGUGAAGGGGCCUGGUACAAAGAUGGCAAGAAGCUGACAGCAGACGAUAGACACAUAAUGUCCAGAGAUGGUCCAUGCCACAAGUUGGUCAUCAACCAUUGUCAAUUGGAGGACUCUGGAAAAUACUGUUUUGAGGCAGAUGGGCGUAAAACUGAAGCAAUCUUUCAAGUGGAAGACCCUCCCAGAUUUGACCCUAAUGACCUGUCAGCAUUCUCUCAGCCGGUCAUAGUUAAAGCAGGAAAUAGUGCCACUUUUAAAUUGCCCUUUGUGGGCCGUGAGCCCAUAAAAAUCCAGUGGUACAGAAAAGGAGAGGAGCUUGUUGAUAACAACACUACAAAGAUAGAGAACUUCAUCAACCAAAGCCGCCUGCUACUCAGCAAGUGCCAGCGCAAAGACACCGGAGAGAUAAAAAUCAAGCUCAAGAACGAAUGUGGUACCAUGGAGGCUUUCUCAAGACUCAUCGUCCUUGAGAAACCUAGUGUGCCCCAGGGCCCCGUGGAGGUCCUUGAGAACACUGCCUUUUGUAUUAGCAUCAAAUGGAGAGCUCCAAAGGACGACGGUGGCUGCCCAGUAAUACACUACAACCUUGAGCGCCAGCAAGUAGGCCGCAACACCUGGAAGAAAAUGGGAGAUGUCUCUGGCAUGCCAGAAUUUGAAGACAAAUGUGUAGAACAUGGCAAGAAAUACCGUUAUCGUAUCAGAGCAGUCACGGAAGAGGGGAUCAGUGAUAUAAUGGAGACUGAUGACCUCUCAGCUGGCGCCUUGGCCUUUCCUAGUGCCCCUCCAGAACCAAAAGUCGCCAGUGCCUUUAAUGACUGCAUCAACCUGACAUGGUCAACACCAAAGAAUAUUGGCGGGUCUCCCCUCCGGGGCUACAACUUGGAAAAACGCAAGAAGGGGAGCAAUGUUUGGAGUCCUGUUAACCCUACAGAUAAGCCUAUCAAAGAAAAUAAAUAUGCAGUGGCAGAUGUUGUAGCAGGGCACGAAUAUGAGUUCAGAGUUAUUGCUAUCAACAUCUCUGGACUCAGUGAACCCAGUGCUUCUUCAGAGUUUAUUUUUGCCAGAGACCCAAAGAAGCCCCCAGGCAAAGUGAAAGACUUGAAAGUGGUAGACACCUCUUACACCACCCUCUCCCUGUCCUGGAACAAACCCACAGAGGAAGCUGGGGUCCAGGAUGAGGCCAAAGGGUAUUUUAUAGAGAUCAGACAAGCUGAGUGUAUUGACUGGACCCGCUGUAACGUCAACCCCAUCAUCCUCACCGUCUUCACUGUGAAAGGUCUGAAGGCUAUGGCCAUGUACUGGGUCAGGGUGAUUGCUAUGAAUGACGGAGGAAACGGAAUGCCUCAGGAUCUGGACACCAGCAUCUUGGCCAUGCCUCCACCUGUGAGACCACGUUUUACCGAUAAUAAGAGGAAAGGUUUCAUGGUGGUGAAAGCAGGAAAUUCUGUCAGGAUCCUCUUAAACUUUGAGGCCUCCCCAUGGCCAGAUGUUAUAUGGCUGAAAGACAAUGUUCCUGUACUAAAGCGGGUCAAUAUCUCCAACUCUGAAUCUUCAUCUCAGCUUCUGAUCACUUCCUCUGAGCGCUCUGAUUCAGGGAUCUAUACAAUAGUGGUCAAAAACCUAGUGGGCCAAGAGAGCUUCAGUGUGGAGGUCAGGGUUACAGAUGAUCCCAAGCCUCCAGGACCAGUACAGCUUGAGGAGAAUGUCCCCGGUACCGUGACGGUGAUCUGGGAGCCAUCCGCUGAUGAGAAGCGUGACGACCACCUCCACUACUCUGUGUCUAAAUGGGACUCCACCAAAGGUUCAUGGAGCAUGGUGGCGGACAGGCUCUUCAACAAUAAGUUUACAGCCUGCAACAUCCUGCCUGGCAGAGAGUACCACUUUAGGGUCUACGCUAAGAACGACAUGGGCGUAUCUGCCCCAUCCGAGUCUCCCACGUGGGGAAAAGAGAGAAGGAAAGACAAAUUUGAAGUGAAUAUUCCAUCUUACAAGACCUGCGAUAUGUGGACCGCUCCAGCCUUCCUUGUGCCACUCAGACAGCGCACAGCCCCCAAAGGCUACGAGUGCUACAUGAGCUGUGCCAUCAAGGGAAAUCCCAAGCCUCGAGUCACAUGGUACCGCAACAACGUCAGCCUCAACACGGACACCAACUACUUGAUCACCAACACCUGUGGUGUGUGCUCCUUGUUGAUACUCCGUGUGAGCCCCAAAGACUGGGGCGAGUACACCAUUGAAAUAGAAAGCGACCUUGGGAGAGCAGUGUGUUCAAGUCAACUCACGGUCAGAGAAUGAAGGAAGAUAAUUAUGUUUGAUGUGGAUAUCUGGAUUCACGCGGAUUCAUUACCUGAAAAACCUGGAUCGAGAUGCCACUGACCUGGGAGCCAGGGUUCGCUAGACUUAAUUCUAAACUUUAAUCAAUUCACAUUACCAAAAUGACAGAAAGUGUACAUGCUUACAGAAAGAUCCCACAGGCCUUGUGGAUCCUGUGGGAGUGACAUGUGGUAGUUGAUAUGAAUGCAGCUGACAUUACCGUUGAUCUUAUUAAAUAUGAAAUAUAACCAGACAAGACUCAUUUAUUUAGUCAAUAAUUUAGAGAAUUCCACUAUAUCAUGGUGUCUUCAAAUAAAGGGGUUUGGCAACAUCCUUGAAGGACUCUUCUUUCAUUUAACAAAAAUGUACAACUGUUAUUUUGCCCCAUAACAACCUACAACACCCUAAUAUUCUUUCAGAUUAUUACUUAUAAACUCAUAUUCUGGUAUUGAAUGUCAUCUGUGUCACUUACCCAUAUGGUAAAUAUGUAAUAUGCUACAGUAUAUGGUCUGUAAGGACUGUAUCUCUACAUCCCAUUACUCAUAUAAACCAUGUAAAUUA
Molecule: messenger RNA, 4386 nt
Organism: Esox lucius (northern pike)
Lineage: Eukaryota; Metazoa; Chordata; Actinopteri; Esociformes; Esocidae
Product: immunoglobulin-like and fibronectin type III domain-containing protein 1
Exons: 21
Coding region: 103-3807 (1234 amino acids)
Molecular function (GO): protein binding
Source: RefSeq, a predicted model, not a curated record